AUGCAUCAGAUUAGGGCGUGCAAGGACUUGAAGCACGUUGUUUAUUCAAGGUUUAACAAUGGUAUUGGAAAGGGUCCUGGUGUUGGUUUCUGGCAACCAGCAUGGCGUGUGUGGAUAUUCUUCUUGAGAGGUAUCAUUCCCUUGCUUGAAAGAUGGUUAGGAAACCUUCUUGCUCGUCAAUUCGAAGGACGCAGAAGUAACGAUGUGGCCAAAACGAUUACUAAACAAAGAGUGGAUGCAUACUAUGACCUUGAGUUGAGAGCACAAGUUAUGCAUGAUAUCUUAGACAUGAUUCCCGAGGGAAUGAAACAGAACAAAUCACGAACAAUUUUGCAGCACUUGAGCGAAGCCUGGAGAUGCUGGAAAGCCAAUAUUCCUUGGAAAGUUCCCGGCUUGCCAGAACCAGUCGAAAAGAUUAUCGAGAGGUAUAUCAAAGCUAAAGCCGACGGAUGGACGUCAAUAGCGCACUAUAACAGAGAACGUAUACGUCGGGGAGCCACUGUGGAGAAGACUGUCGCCAAGAAGAAUUUGGGAAGACUUACCAGGUUGUGGAUCAAAAAUGAACAAGAAAGACAAAAAAGCUUUGCAAAAGAUGGCCCGUACGUGUCACCGGAUGAUGCAAUUACUAUCUUCCGCAACAUGACCCAUUGGCUUGAAGGUAGACGCUUUCAACCAAUUCCAUUCCCUCCUCUAUCCUACAAGCACGAUACCAAGUUAUUAGUAUUGGCUCUCGAGAAUUUAAAAGAACAAUUCAAUGCCAAUUCAAGACUAAACUCAUCACAAAGAGAAGAAUUAGCAUUGAUUGAACAAGCUUACGACAAUCCACAUGAAUGUUUGGCCAGAAUCAAGAAAUUUUUGUUGACCCAAAGAAUCUUCAAGGAAGUUGGUUUGGAAUUGAUGGACUAUUACACUCAUUUGGUUCCAACCUAUACAAUUGACCCCCUUGAAAAAAUCACAGACACAUACCUCGAUCAAUAUUUGUGGUACGAAGCAGACAAGAGACAAUUGUUCCCCAACUGGAUAAAACCAAGUGAUAAUGAAAUUCCGUCAUUGUUGGUGUACAAGUGGUCCCAAGGAAUCAACAACUUGACUGACGUAUGGAAUACAUCAGGUGGAGAAUGUAAUGUUCUACUUGAGACAAAGCUCAGCAAGGUGUCAGAGAAGAUAGAUUUCACUUUACUUAAUCGACUUCUCAGGCUCAUCGUUGACCCAAAUAUUGCGGAUUAUCUUACAUCAAAAAAUAACGUCAGUUUGACGUACAAAGAUAUGAAUCAUGUCAACCAGUAUGGGUUAAUUCGAGGACUUCAAUUUGCAUCAUUUUUGAUCCAGUAUUAUGGUUUGGCACUUGAUCUUUUGAUAUUGGGAUUAGAUCGUGCUAAUGAACUUGCCGGUCCUCCUCAGCUGCCUAAUGCGUUCUUGCAAUUCAAGAACACAGAAGAAGAAACGACAAGCCCCAUCAGACUUUAUCUUCGUUAUGUUGAUAAAGUAUAUAUAUUCUUGCGGUUGAAUCACAACGAAGCCGAUGAGUUGAUUCUGGAUUAUCUUUCGGAGAACCCAGAUCCCGAUUUCAAGAAUAUUGUUGGUUAUAACAACCACCGCUGUUGGCCUCGAGACGCUCGUAUGCGGUUAAUGCGUCAUGAUGUCAACUUGGGACGAGCAGUGUUUUGGGAGAUUGCCAACCGAGUUCCUUCCUCCGUGACUUCUAUUGAAUGGGAAGAUACAUUUGCUUCCGUAUAUUCAAAGGACAAUCCUAAUCUUUUGUUCAGUAUGUGUGGCUUCGAAGUUAGAAUUUUGCCCAAGAUUCGCUCAUCAGAUGUAACAUCGUCAAGUGAGGGUGUUUGGGACUUGAUAGAUCAGCAAACGAAGGAAAGAACGGCGAAGGCAUACUUGCGUGUCAGCAAUGAGGAGAUUGAAAAGUUCAACAGUAGAAUCCGCCAAAUAUUGAUGUCGUCGGGAUCUACGACUUUCACUAAGGUUACCUCCAAAUGGAACACUGCGUUGAUUGCGCUUUUUGCCUACUUUCGAGAAGCAGUUGUAUCUACUGAAAACUUAUUGGAUAUCCUAGUCAAGUGUGAGACAAAGAUUCAAAAUCGGGUUAAAAUGGGCUUGAAUUCGAAGAUGCCAACGAGAUUUCCUCCUGCUGUAUUUUAUACUCCCAAGGAAUUAGGCGGUCUAGGCAUGUUAAGUGCGUCACAUAUAUUGAUUCCUGCCUCUGACUUGCGAUGGAGUAAGCAGACAGACACCGGUAUUACCCAUUUCAGAGCCGGUAUGAGCCACCAGGAAGAAAAAAUGAUACCUACAAUCUUUCGUUAUAUUCCAACGUGGGAAAACGAAUUUUUAGACUCACAGAGAGUUUGGGCAGAAUAUGCCAUUAAACGUCAAGAAGCAAUGGAACAGAACAGACGUUUAACGUUUGAGGAUAUGGAGGAAAAUUGGGACAGAGGUAUUCCUAGAAUAAGCACCCUUUUUCAAAAAGAUCGCCAUACACUUGCUUACGAUAAGGGUCACCGUAUAAGACGGGAGUUCAAACAGUAUAGCAUGGCUAGAUUCAACCCAUUUUGGUGGACUAGCAAUCAUCACGAUGGUAAAUUGUGGAAUCUCAAUGCUUACAGGACCGACGUUAUUCAAGCAUUGGGAGGUAUUGAGACAAUUCUAGAGCACACUUUGUUCAAAGGAACCGGGUUUGAUUCCUGGGAGGGACUUUUUUGGGAAAAGUCGACUGGUUUCGAGGAUUCCUUAAAGUUCAAAAAGUUGACAAAUGCUCAGCGUUCAGGAUUGAGUCAAAUACCGAAUCGUCGGUUCACGUUAUGGUGGUCGCCCACAAUUAAUAGAGCAAACGUUUACGUUGGAUUUCUCGUUCAGUUGGAUCUUACUGGUAUAUUUCUCCAUGGUAAGAUACCAACCCUCAAGAUUUCAUUGAUUCAGAUUUUUAGGGCUCAUUUAUGGCAAAAGAUUCAUGAGAGUAUAGUCCAAGAUAUCUGUCAGGUGCUUGAUAAGGAGAUCGAUAUGUUGCAGAUUGAUUCCGUGGAGAAACAAGCAAUUCAUCCAAGAAAGUCAUACAAGAUGAAUUCUUCUUGUGCAGACAUUGUUCUUUCAAGCUCAUACAAGUGGAAUGUCUCUCGUCCAUCUUUACUCUUUGACGAAAAUGACUCUUUUGAUGCUGUGUCAGCCAAAAAAUUCUGGAUAGAUGUUCAAUUGCGGUACGGUGAUUAUGAUUCCCAUAAUAUUUCCAGAUACACCAGAGCCAAAUUUUUGGACUAUACCACGGAUAACACUAGUUCUUAUCCAUCCCCAACUGGAGCCAUGGUUGGAAUUGACUUGGCGUACAACAUGUAUGAUGUUUUUGGAAACUGGUUUUCAGGCUUCAAGCCGUUGAUGCAGAGCGCAAUGAAAGAGAUAAUGAAGGCUAACCCGGCAUUGUACGUGUUGCGUGAACGGUUGAGAAAAGGAUUACAAUUGUACCAGUCUCAACCUCAAGAGACUUUCUUGAAUUCCAGCAACUACGCAGAACUAUUCAGCAACGAAACUCAGUUCUUCAUCGACGAUACGAACGUCUACAGAGUUACCGUUCACAAGACUUUUGAAGGUAAUCUUACUACGAAACCUGUCAAUGGAUGUCUUUUCAUGUUGAAUCCGAAAACAGGUCAGUUGUUCUUGAAAGUGAUUCAUACAUCUGUUUGGGCUGGUCAGAAGAGACUCGGGCAGCUUUCGAGAUGGAAGAGUGCUGAAGAGGUUGCCGCAUUAAUUCGUUCACUUCCUCGAGAGGAGCAACCUAAAAGAUUAAUCUUAACUAGAAAAGGAAUGCAGCAACCAAUGGAGGUUCAUACUCUCGAUUUCCCCAACUUGUCUAUCCGGCUGUCUGAACUUCACUUGCCAUUUGCAGCUUCCAUGAAGGUGGAUAAACUUGCCAACGUCGUCUUAAAGGCCAAGGAGCCACAAAUGGUACUUUUUAAUCUUUAUGAUGACUGGCUUCAGAGCAUUUCAGCAUAUACCGCAUUCUCAAGAGUGAUAUUAUUGAUGAGAGCUCUUGGUAUUAACCAGGAGAGGACCAACUUGAUUUUGCGCCCUGAUGCCAGUGUUAUCACCCAAGAGCACCAUCUCUGGCCAUCAUUUUCUGAUGAACAAUGGAUUGAGGUUGAGGCUCAAUUGAGAGAUUUGAUUUUAAACGACUAUGCCAAGAAGAAUAAUGUCAAUAUUCAGUCGUUGACUCAAUCCGAAGUUCGUGACUUGAUCUUAGGUCAAGAGAUCAAAGCGCCAUCGACCAAGCGCCAGGAAGCUACAGAUACAAAUGGCAGUGCCAAUAAUGGUAUAGCUAAUGCCAGUCAACAAUUGACUGCUAUGAAGACAACGACACACAAUGUUCAUGGAGAAGAAAUAGUCACCGUGACCACCACGAAUUACGAACAGCUGUUAUUCGAGUCAAAGAAUGAUUGGCGUAAUCGUGCCAUUGCUUCAGGGAACCUCCAUUUGCGGGCGAAGAACAUUUUUGUAUCACCAUUUGAUGGAGAUGACGAUGAUGAGAACCCCAUCUGUAUCAUGCCACAGAAUUUGCUCAAGAAGCUCAUUCAGAUUUCAGAUGUAAGAACCCAAGUUGGUGGAUUUCUCUACGGAGUUUCCCCUCCAGAAAAUUCUCAGGUGAAAGAAAUCAAGUACAUUGUUCUUGUACCACAAAUUGCCAACAGUCAUUCCAUCAAGUUGCCGGAAAAGCUUCCGUCCGCGAGCGGCCCACUAGAAGGUCUCGAGUUGCUAGGAUGGAUACACACUCAACCGAACGAACUGAGUCUCCUCACGCCAGUGGAAAUCAAAACUCUUGCAGAGUUGAAAGCCAACAACGAGCAGUGGGGAACUUCGUCGGUGACAGUACUGGUGGCAUUUACUCCUGGUUCGGUUACAUUAAACUCUGGAGUGUUGACUGAAGAAGGUUACAAUUGGGGAGCCACAAAUUUCGAUUUAUCUUCUCAAACACCCCAAGGAUACUCACCAACUUUUACCCAACGUUCUCAGAUAGUUCUUUCAAACCGAAUUGUGGGAUCGUUCAUGGUUCCUGAUGAUGGAAUUUGGAAUUACACCUUUUUGGGUCCUAUAUGGAAUCCAAAAGACUCGUAUGGUUUAAAAAUUGACAUUCCAUAUCCUUUCUAUCAUGAUUUGCACCGUCCAAUACAUUUUGCGACUUAUAAUGAAAUUGAAGGAGGUGACAAGUUGGAAGCUACACAAGAAAGUUCAUUAGCAUAA
Messenger RNA from Meyerozyma guilliermondii ATCC 6260, 5232 nucleotides. It is a transcript of the gene PRP8, whose product is annotated as U4/U6-U5 snRNP complex subunit. The coding region runs from base 1 to 5232 and encodes 1743 amino acids. The transcript has a single exon. The record is from RefSeq and is a predicted model, not a curated record. Gene Ontology annotation, cellular component: U5 snRNP; catalytic step 2 spliceosome. Gene Ontology annotation, biological process: mRNA splicing, via spliceosome; spliceosomal tri-snRNP complex assembly. Lineage: Eukaryota; Fungi; Ascomycota; Pichiomycetes; Serinales; Debaryomycetaceae. Gene Ontology annotation, molecular function: protein binding; U1 snRNA binding; U2 snRNA binding.